AUGAAGUUAUUGAUGAUUGAGGCUGCAUGCCCUGGUGUUGUUUCUUGUGCUGACAUUCUUGCUCUCGCAGCUCGCGAUGCAGUUGUACUGGCUGGUGGACCAGGAUGGGCUGUGCCUACCGGACGGAGAGAUGGGCGGGUUUCAUUAGCAUCCGAUGCUUCGAAUCUUCCAGGCUUUACUGAUUCCGUUGACGUUCAAAAACAGAAGUUUGCAGCAAAAGGUCUCAAUACUCAAGAUCUUGUCACCCUUGUCGGGGGACACACCAUUGGCACCUCAGCUUGCCAGUUCUUCAGUUACAGAUUAUACAACUUCAAUUCAACUACUGGUGCUGACCCUUCCAUCGACUCCGCAUUUCUUCCUCAACUUCGGUCCCUUUGUCCAGAAAACGGCGACACUUCUACGAGGGUAGGGCUCGAUAACGGAAGUGAAAACCGGUUCGAUAACUCGUUUUUCGCCAACCUGAGGAAUGGCCGCGGAAUUCUUGAAUCAGACCAGAAGUUAUGGACUGAUGAUUCCACAAAAACAUUUGUGCAACGUUUCUUGGGAGUAAGAGGACUACUUGGAUUGACAUUCAGUGCUGAAUUUGGGAGGUCCAUGGUAAAAAUGAGUAAUGUUGAGGUUAAGACAGGAACUGAUGGUGAAAUUCGAAAAGUUUGUUCUGCCAUUAAUUGA
Molecule: messenger RNA, 672 nt
Organism: Fraxinus pennsylvanica
Lineage: Eukaryota; Viridiplantae; Streptophyta; Magnoliopsida; Lamiales; Oleaceae
Source: the annotation of a GenBank genome assembly